AGUGAGCUGGCAGGCUAUAUCAACAGCAGACUGUCACUCGCUGUAAGGGAGGUAUAAUGUUGCAAGAAGGAGCUCAGCUGGACCAGGACGCAAUUUGCUGUUCGAUAUGUCUGGAUGUACUUAAGGAGCCUGCGACUACUUCCUGUGGACACAGUUUCUGCAUGAAUUGUAUUCAAACCCACUGGGACAAAGAGGAUGAGAAGGAAGUCUACAGCUGCCCUCAGUGUAGAAAGAGCUUCACAUCGAGGCCUGUCCUGCUGAAAAGCAUCAUGUUAGCAGAUUUAGUGGAGAAACAGAAGAAGACUGGACUUGAAGAAGCUCCUGCUGAUCUCUGCUAUGCUGGAGCUGAAGAUGUGGCCUGUGAUGUCUGCACUGGGAGGAAACUGAGAGCCUGUAAGUCCUGUCUGCAGUGUUUGAUCUCUUACUGUGAGAAACACCUCCAGCCUCACUAUGAGUCUCCUGCCUUUAGAAAACACAAGCUGGUGGAGCCCUCCAAGAAGCUCCAGGAGAACAUCUGCUCUCGUCACGACGAGGUAAUGAAGAUGUUCUGCCGCACUGAUCAGCAGUUUAUCUGUUAUCUCUGCUCUGUGGACGAACACAAAGGCCACGACACAGUGUCAGCUGCAGCAGAGAGGACUGAGAGGCAGAGAGAGCUGGAGGGGAGUCGACUAAACAUCCAGCAGAGAAUCCAGGACGGAGAGAAGGAGGUGAAGCUGCUUCAGCAGGAGGUGGAGGCCGUCAAUGGCUCUGCUGAUAAAGCAGUGGAGGACAGUGAGAAGAUGUUCACUGAGCUGAUGCGUCUCAUGCAGAAAAUAAGCUCUGAUGUGAAGCAGCAGGUCAGAUCCCAGCAGAAGAGAGAAGUGAGUCGAGUCAAAGAGCUCCAGGAGAAGCUGGAGCAGGAGAUCUCUGAGCUGAAGAGGAGAGACGCUGCACUGGAGCUGCUGUCUCACACAGAGGAUCACAACCAGUUUAUUCAAAGCUACCCCUCAUCUACACACUCAUCCAGCAUCCUUCCUCUGAGCUACCUUGAAGAUGUGAAAGCAGCUUUGUCAAAAUUCAGAGAUAAACUACUGGACGUCCUGAGAGGUAAAUGGACAAAGGUGUAUCUGACAGUGGGUGAUGUGGACACGUUGCUGUCACAACCACAGCCCCAGACCAGAGCUGGAUUCUUAAAAUACUCACAUCAAAUCACUCUGGAUCCAAACACAGCAAACACACGUCUGUUGUUAUCUGAGAGGAACCGAAAAGUAACUUCAACGCUAGGAGAAAGUUAUCCUAGUCACCCAGAAAGAUUCACCACACAUCAUCAGGUCCUGAGUGAAGAGAGUCUGUCUGGACGCUGUUACUGGGAGGUGGAGAAAGGUAUGGGAGGAAUUGCAGUGGCUGUAGCAUACAAAGACAAUGACACUGUAAAUGAACAAUUUGGAGAGAGUGAAAAGUCGUGGGCAUUAGGUUUUUACAAAGGUCGUUAUGAUUUCAGACAUAAGAAACACCAAGCUCCCAUCCCAGGUCCUCAGUCCUCCAGGGUCGGAGUUUACCUGGAUCACAGUGCAGGUAUUCUGUCUUUCUACAGCGUCUCAGAGGAAACCAUGACCCUCCUGCUCAGAAUCAAGACCACCUUCACUCAGCCUCUCUAUGCAGGACUUCAUCUUUAUGCUCCCAUUGGAAACACUGCUGAGAUGUUGUGAGUUUAAGAAGUUAUUGAGAGGAAAAGAGGUAAUCCUCAGAUACUAGACAACUGUUGUUUUGGUAAAUGCAAAGAGUGGUUGGCCCUUGUGAUGCAGUUAGUUUAAAGAUUUUGCAAAUCAUCAUUCCGGCAAUAUUUGUUCAGGAAAAUGCUACAAAUGUUUCCACAACUGAAGAAAACCCCAAACAUUUAAAGCACUGGACAUUGUUUACAUUUGUAGAUUUUAAAAUGACAAGGAAAAAUGCUGGAAAAGUACUCAGGCAUUCACUAUACUACUUUAUACAUACUAUAUUAUUUGCAGUAAAGGUACAAAUGAAGUAGUAAUUUCUCCUAAAUGGUUCUGAAUUGAUGCAUUAAGAUGCUGUGCUUUUAUUGUUGUAUUCAUGUCUCUAUACAUAUUGUAUAAACUGAUUGUGAGUUUAAAUAUUACCUGUUUGAAUUACAUUCUGCAUCUAAAACAUGAAGCAUACUCCAUUUAAAUAAUCUUUUGUCAUAAUGAUGCAGUAAUUAAGUAAAUGGCCUGUUGGGUAAAAGGUUGUGUAUUAUAGCAUGCAUAGAGUUGAAGCAGUAUUCCAUUUGAAUACUUAUACUCAUUGGGUUAAUGUUCAACGUGGCUUCAAAUGAACUUUAAUCUUCCAUCCUGCUCACUGUGAGCUAGUUGCAGAUUUUAAAUUCCCCACCAGAGGUCACACUUUGCAUGUUCUCCCCUAUAAAACACUAAUGUGUGCUUUGGUGCCUUUAACUUUUCAGGGAGUCUUUUUUUAUUUAGAUCCCUUAUUUAAUGUUUUGUUUAUUGUAAAAGUCUUGAAAGGAAAUGCAAUUGAUGUAUCUUUCAUUACAAAUCCUCUUAUCUAACACUGAUGUAACAUUACAAAUGAAGUUUAUUACAUUAAUUCUCUAUUUGAACAUCAAUAUAACUUUUGCUGCAUGAUUUUAUUUUGUACUUACUCACAUAUAUGCUUGCUAUUAUGUUCCUUGUUAUCCUUGGUUUGAGUUAGGAUUUAGUUUGCUGUGAAUGCUGGGAUGUUUCAUCACAUCCUGACCUAGAAAUCAGCCCUGGUGAAAUGUACAAUAUAAAUUGUGUGAAGGUGAUGAUAUACUUAAUAAAAUUACACAUUUAGAA
This is a messenger RNA of Gymnodraco acuticeps, 2810 nucleotides long. RefSeq names its product tripartite motif-containing protein 16-like. Lineage: Eukaryota; Metazoa; Chordata; Actinopteri; Perciformes; Bathydraconidae. The transcript has a single exon. Gene Ontology annotation, molecular function: zinc ion binding; protein binding. The record is from RefSeq and is a predicted model, not a curated record. Bases 57 to 1688 code for a protein of 543 amino acids.